Messenger RNA from Sesamum indicum (sesame), 1469 nucleotides. RefSeq names its product protein SOSEKI 5. NCBI's taxonomy places the organism in Eukaryota, Viridiplantae, Streptophyta, Magnoliopsida, Lamiales, Pedaliaceae. The record is from RefSeq and is a predicted model, not a curated record.
CACACCCCGCCUCCCCUUUUCACACCCAUACCCACCGUGCCCUCACCUAACCGCCAAACCCCUUGUUUAUAAACCCCAUUCCUCCUCUCUCUCCAAAACUCCUCACCAUUUCCGUUUAAAUGGACUUCAUUUGACUCCCAUCACUCUGCCAUGGCGGUUUCUGGCUCCAGGUCAGGAAAAAUGUCGGAGCUUCAGCUGACAAAGGGUUGGAGAGAUCAACAAAGGGAAAUUAGCCCUGAGAGAACGAAAGUCUGGAUUGAACCAGCAAACGGCAAGUUGAAGGCUGAUCGCAGAGUGCCUGUUGUGUAUUAUCUCUCCAGAAAUGGGCAGCUUGAGCAUCCCCAUUUCAUGGAGGUUCCUCUCUCUUCUACUCAUGGCCUCUUUCUCGGAGAUGUGAUUAACCGGUUGAAUGUUCUUCGUGGGAAAGGCAUGGCGGCCAUGUAUUCCUGGUCUUGCAAACGGAGCUACAAGAAUGGAUUUGUAUGGCAUGAUUUGUCGGAGAAUGAUUUCAUCUACCCGGCGCACGGCCAUGAGUACGUUCUCAAAGGAUCAGAGCUUCUGGAGAACACGUUUUUGGAAACAGUUACUUCUCUACAGAGGCAGCAGCCACGGGCUCUGCCGGCGCCGGAGACCCAAAUCACCGCCGGGGAUCUGGAUUACCCCCAGACAUCCGACAGACGGCGGCGGAACCAGUCCUGCAGCUCCAUCGACUUCAACCUCCAGGAGUACAGUGUCUACAAGGCAGAGUCCUCCUGCAGAUCCGCCGCCGCUGACGCCUCCACUCAAACUGGAGAAAGCCGUCGCCGCCGCCGCCGCCCACCACCCGAAAUAGUUGAAGAGAAGAGCAAAGAACCGUGUGAAAAGGAACCGCAGCGCGACGAGAUCGAGAUCUCCCCACCACCAUCCGACUCGAGCCCGGAGACUCUUGAAACUUUAAUGAAAGCCGACGGGCGGCUGAUGCUCCACCCGGAGAACGCCAAGGAAGAAUCAACGGCGAGUAGGCAGCAGAUUCAAAGGGCAGGCAAAUCGUCAGUUCUGAUGCAGUUACUCUCAUGCGGGUCGAUGUCGUUCAAGGACUGCGGCGCCGGACAGGGGGGCUUGGGACUGAUAUCGCAGUACAAGAUGAGGGUGCCCCGCGGCGGAGUGAGAGUGGAGGAGAAAGAGUACUUCAGCGGGAGCUUAGUGGAGACAAAGAAAGAGGAAUUUCCGACGUUGAAGAGGUCCACUUCGUACAACGGUGAUAGGUGAGUGUGUGUUUCCGACAUGGUUUGUACGCGAGUGUGAGAUACUACUACUGUUUAUCAUUUGGGCAGAUAGUAAUAGUAAUAGUAACAGUUGUGCUUACUUCAUUCCUGACUUGCACACAGUGUGUCACAUGGCUUUUGAUUCUUAGUACUAGCUACUUUAUUUGUCCACACCCUUUCAUCUACGUGUAUUAUGCUAUGAAAAUACGUUGAUUUCGAACUCCA